UGAGCUCCCCCUCUGGCCGCUGCCGCGCUUGAUAUCGCGCCAUGGCAGAAGGCCCGAGCGGCCAGAGCCCCCGUGGCCCAGGCCGCAAGCUGUCCUUGGACUCGGUGGCCAUCUACUCCUCACCCUCCUUGCCCUCCUCACUGGGAACGCCCCACACGCACCUGGCGAGGAAGCUGGACGAGGAUAGCGGCGAUUUGCGCUUCAGCAACCUUGGAGUGGAGCAGAAGUUGACCUUGCUGCUCAAGAUUGUGGAGGACCAGAUGACAGAGAAAGAUUUGUUCAUCCAAAGCAGAUUGAAGAGCAUGGACGACAAAUUGGGCCAACUGCUCUCAAUGCCACUGGGCCUCAUCGGUUGCCAUCGGUGAAGUUCCGCACUGGAAGAAGGAGAAUAACAAUAACAAGAAGAACAAGAAGAAGAACAAGAAGAAGGAAGAAGAAGAAGAGGAAGAAGAAGAAGAAGAAAUACUAUACCUGGCUCUGCC
Durusdinium trenchii is the source of this 482-nucleotide messenger RNA. Lineage: Eukaryota; Dinophyceae; Suessiales; Symbiodiniaceae. The record is from the annotation of a GenBank genome assembly.